Messenger RNA from Botrytis cinerea B05.10, 1849 nucleotides. RefSeq lists its product as hypothetical. The coding region runs from base 372 to 1295 and encodes 307 amino acids. The record is from RefSeq and is a predicted model, not a curated record. Lineage: Eukaryota; Fungi; Ascomycota; Leotiomycetes; Helotiales; Sclerotiniaceae. Gene Ontology annotation, molecular function: protein-folding chaperone binding; ubiquitin protein ligase activity. The transcript is spliced from 3 exons. Gene Ontology annotation, biological process: cellular response to misfolded protein; positive regulation of proteolysis; protein quality control for misfolded or incompletely synthesized proteins. Gene Ontology annotation, cellular component: cytoplasm.
GACAUUUACCGUCUCCAAUAAUAUCCAAUGCCAACACUCAUUGUAUACAACCAACAUACUUUUCCUUCUUAUCCUUAAUUAGUAUCACUAAACUUGCUCGUAAUACAAUCCUUCAGUACAAAUUCGUUCGUUUCGGACUACAUUUCAAUAAUAUCCUCAACAGCACAGCCCUCUUGCUCAACGAGGCUGAAAUCAACCCCCAUAAUCAAUCAACGCAAACGAAUAAUUUACGCCAGUAUAUCGAAUUAGCAUCUUUUCACUAAAUAAACCGGACGACCUAGUAUCUUUGCGUCCUAGGUCUAUAUCACUAUAGUCGCAGACUCUCAAUCUCAAACGUCGUCCAAUCAUCGUUUCCGCAGUAAAGUGGCAUCAUGGCAGGAUCCGAUCUACCUCACGAUCCCAAAAAAGCUCUCGAGUUUAAGAACAAGGGAAAUGAUCAUUUUCAGAACAAAAACUAUGAGGCAGCUGAACAAUUAUAUAGUAAAGCCAUCUCCCUCGAUCCCCUCAACCCAAUUCUCCACACAAACCAGUCCAAAGCUCUCCUUAAACUUGCCCGCUACCCUGAAGCAAUCGCAUCCUCUGAAUCUGCUAUCGCAGCCAUCUCCUCCGCCCCCAUAAAUAGCGUGUACAUGAAAGCCUACUAUAACAUCGCACAAGCAUACCAUGCGCUACGCGACUAUGAUUCCGCGCUCAAAGCAGCGGAAAUGGCGAGGGAACAUUGUAUAAAGGAUAUGCCGAUUGGAGGGAAGGGAUUGGUCGGGAGUGGAAAGAGUUUGCCACUUAUCUUAGAGCUGGGAUUGAGGUGUAGGAAGGAGGGGUGGGAGAAAAAGGAGGAGAGGAGGAGGAGGGACAGGGGCUAUUUGCUGGGAGAGGUAACGGGUUUGAUGAGGAGGGAGAUGGAGAGGGAAGGGGGAAGGAAGGAAGGAUCUGAUAAGGAAGGGAAUGGAGAUGCAAUGGAUAUUGAUACUGAAGAGAUCACAAAAGAAUGGGAGAAAAAGAUUGAAGAAGUAGAGAGGAUGUUCAGACUGGUUGAAACACAAGGAAAGGACGGGAGGAGGAGAGAAAUGCCCGAUUGGGCAAUUGACGGAAUCAGUUUUAAUGUUAUGAUCGAUCCUGUUGUGACCAAGACAGGCCAAUCGUACGAACGCACAAGUAUCCUCCAGCACCUCGAGAGAAGCUGUACCGAUCCGCUAACAAGAGAGCCUUUGAUCCCAAGUGAUUUAAGACCCAAUCUAGGAUUGAGGCAUGCAAUUGAAGAGUUUUUGGAGGAGAACGGGUGGGCUGUUGAGUGGUAGUUGUUGUUUCGAGACGAGAAAGGGAGAGGAGGAAGGAGAUGAAAGUGGAGUUUGAAAUUAAAUGAUACGUUAAGCGAGCGUUAGCAUAGGUUGACCGUCUGUCUGCCUGCCCGUUCAUAUCAAGCGGUGCGUUUCUUGGAUCUUCUUUUCUCGAUUGCCUUAUUUGCGUGUUUGUUAGUGGAUGUGGAAAUGCAAGGUGAGGAACAUGGGGUGCGUCGAACGAUGAAGUCGAUUUGAGAUAGCUAUCCCGGUCAUUUCAUCAAGAUAUGGAACUAGGUGUUUGCUCUCUUUAAUUUUUUUUAAUAAAUUUAUCGGUUGGUAGAUGAAUGAAUAUAACGGAGGGUUUGGUUCUUUUGUGUGAUAUGUUUUGUUCGUUUUGAAUGUAGAUAAGUGUGGAAUUUGAGUACAGGGAUGGAUUCUUGGUCGGAUAGAACGAUAAAUGCAUGUUUUAUAUAAUCUUACAUUCACUUCAUGUUCUUUUGAGAAUAAAGUGGGAAGCGACCAGUGACUUAUUAGAACUUGUAGCAAGUGAUGGAAAUUCUAGACAGGGUGAA